Acaulospora colombiana is the source of this 236-nucleotide messenger RNA. NCBI's taxonomy places the organism in Eukaryota, Fungi, Glomeromycota, Glomeromycetes, Diversisporales, Acaulosporaceae. The record is from the annotation of a GenBank genome assembly.
UUGAUGAGAAGAGAAGAACAGGGAAAGAAGGCCGUGAUUCAGUACAAGAACCCAGAACGACUCGCUUUACCCGCUACAGAGGCGAUUAAUCCAGACUCUGAGGCUGCUACUAGCGUAGAACUCAAUUCUGCAGUCAAGCUGGACGAACUGGGGACCGUCUCGCGCAUCGCCAACUGGCAGGAAAUGUCCGACAUAGAAAAGGAGCGGACAUACAAAGUUCUAUUGAAAAGGAACAA